UUGGAUAUGCCGGUGGGAACGUAUGAGUUCAGUGUGCGCUGCCGCUCCACCAGCAACAAACACUGGAGUGCAUGGAGCGAGUCCGUCAUCGUCACCAUCAACGGCAGAGCUCUGUCCGAUCGGAUGUUGGCCUUGAUCCUUGUGACCAGCAUCGCCAUCAUGAUCGUCCUCUUCAUCAGUUUGGGGAACAUCCCACGAGGCAAGAGCAGGAUUAAAUCGCUCCUCCUGCCAGCGAUUCCCAAACCGCGCAUCCCAGGGCUUGAACCCGCUCUGCUGAAGAAGGGGAAGAUUGACGAGCUCAAUCAGCAUUUCUGCAGUUUUCACGGCUAUAAGUCGCUGCAGUACUGCACGGAUACGUGGUACCAGGUGAGCGUGGACACUAAUCCGGCUGUGACGCCUGACGGUAUACAGGAGGAUGCACCGAUCGGGCCAAUCACGCAGUACGUCACCUGCCCUGACGGACAACAGUCUGUUCAGAUCAGCUGCACUCCUGCGCCGUACUGUCGUGGCCCCGCCCCCUAUUGUGAGGAAGACACGCCCCCUCCAUACCCUGGCCCCACCCAUCCGGAGCUCGCCUCUAUCCCAGGCAUGGACUACAGCAUGAUUCUAAGCCCCGCCCCUGCGGCACCGCCCACUCAGGACUUCUACACAUGUGUGAGCAGCGUGAUGCCCGCCAGCGCGCAGCAUCUGGUACCCUACGUGCAGCUCAACGAGGGAGCGGAUGACGAAGCAGACAAGAGCAGCCAGCUGGCAGCGCUGCUGGAGAAGCAGAUGGAGGCGCUGUUGAGCACGAUCGAGUCGGACCCGAGCGAAGCUGGCAUGCCUUCACUACCUCAUUCAUCAGACAGGAGCUGCAGAAGCAUCUAACACACACACACACACACACACACACACACAGAAUAACACAGUCCAUGAGUCACGCAGUCUGUGCUGGUUUGUCUUGAUGGGAAACGUGCCUGGAGUUUCAGUUCAAGCUGAGCGCAUUCGCAUGCAGAAUGCCUGAUUCACAGCGCAAGUGUCAGCAGCGCAUCAUUUUUCACUGCGCAUGUUAAGAAACGAGGUUGUUCACAUUGAAGCGUGAGCAUUGCAUUAGCAGCAGUGGUGUUUUAAUGCCAAGUCUAG
Messenger RNA from Sinocyclocheilus grahami, 1122 nucleotides. RefSeq lists its product as uncharacterized. NCBI's taxonomy places the organism in Eukaryota, Metazoa, Chordata, Actinopteri, Cypriniformes, Cyprinidae. Gene Ontology annotation, biological process: cytokine-mediated signaling pathway. The record is from RefSeq and is a predicted model, not a curated record. The coding region runs from base 7 to 867 and encodes 286 amino acids. Gene Ontology annotation, cellular component: external side of plasma membrane. The transcript is spliced from 4 exons. Gene Ontology annotation, molecular function: cytokine receptor activity.